GGCUCUCGCCGCGUCCCGGGAGCGUCACCGCACUGGCGGAAGGAGCGGCAGGCAGUAGGCACCCGGGCGCUGGCGCGUCGGCGGCUCCGCUCUCCCGCCAGCAGCCUCGGGCGCCGGGAACCCGCGGUCCGGGCGGCUGCACCGCGCGUGGGGCCCGCAGCGGGCGAGCAGGAGGCUGCGAGGAGGGGAAGUGGCGGUGCCGGAGGCCGGCGGUCUCUGCAACAGCUUGGGGCGCACCCCAGCCUCCGCCCGCAGCCCGGGACUCCGAGCUCGGGCGUCCUCCCUGCCCGCGUCCCCGCGCGGCCACAUGGCUCCCCUCCGCGCGCUGCUCUCGUGCCUGCUUCCCCUGCACUGCGCGCUCUGUGCGGCCACCGCGGCGGGCAGCCAGACCCCAGAGCUGCGCCUCUCUGGGAAGCUCCGGGACUAUGUCGUGACCGUGCCCUGCAGCACAGAUUUUCGGGGACGCUUCCUCUCCCACGUGGUGUCUGGCCCAGCAGCAGCCUCUGCAGGGAGUGAGGCAGUGGGCAGGCCACCCACACCACCAUCAGGCUCCAGUCCCCGCCGGGUGGCUCGCAGCCCCCCGAGCCCCAAAGGAGGGACCCUGUGGCCUGGCAGGGCAGGACGUGAUUCCCUGUACUUCAACGUGACUGUUUUCGGGAAGGAACUGCACUUGCGAGUGCGUCCCAACCGCCGGCUGGUGGUGCCUGGAGCCUCGGUGGAGUGGCAGGAGGAUUUUCGGGAGCUGUACCGGCAGCCCUUGCGGCACGAGUGUGUCUACACCGGGGGCGUCAUGGGCAUGCCGCGGGCAGCUGUCGCCAUCAGCAACUGCGAUGGAUUGGCCGGCCUGAUCCGCACAGACAGCACCGACUACUUCAUUGAACCGCUGGAGCGGGGGCAGCAGGAGAAGGAGGCCAGCGGGAGGACGCACGUGGUGUACCGCCGGGAAGCCGUCCAGCAGCAGCGGGCGCGGUCGCACAGGGACUUCCACAAUGAAGCCUUUGGCCUGGGCGACCUUCCCAACCUGCUGGGCCUGGUGGAGGACCGCCUGGGCGACGCAGAGCGGAAGCGGCGGCACGCCAAACCCGGCAGCUACAGCAUCGAGGUGCUGCUGGCGGUGGACGACUCGGUGGUGCGCUUCCACGGCAAGAGGCACGUGCAGAGCUACGUCCUCACCCUCAUGAACAUCGUAGAUGAGAUAUAUCACGACAAGUCCCUGGGGGUCCACAUAAACAUCGCCCUGGUCCGCUUGAUCAUGGUGGGCUACCGGCAGUCGCUGAGCCUGAUCAAGCAUGGGAAGCCUGCACGCAGCCUGGAGCUGGUCUGUCGCUGGGCAUACUCCCAGCGGCACCAGGACCCCGGCCAUGCCGAGCACCACGACCACGUCAUCUUCCUCACCCGGCAGGACUUUGGGCCCUCAGGAUAUGCACCCGUCACUGGCAUGUGCCACCCCCUGAGAAGCUGUGCCCUCAACCACGAAGACGGCUUCUCUUCUGCAUUCGUGGUGGCCCACGAGACAGGCCACGUACUCGGCAUGGAGCACGACGGCCAGGGGAACAGCUGUGCAGACGAGACCAGCCUGGGCAGCGUCAUGGCGCCCCUGGUGCAGUCAGCCUUCCACCGCUUCCACUGGUCCCACUGCAGCAGGCUGGAGCUCAGCCGCUACCUCCCCUCCUACGACUGCCUCCUUGAUGACCCCUUUGCGCCCACCUGGCCCCAGCUCCCCGAGCUGCCCGGGAUUGACUACUCAAUGGACGAGCAAUGCCGCUUUGACUUCGGCACUGGGUACCAGACCUGCUCGGCGUACAGUACCUACGAGCCCUGCAAGCAGCUGUGGUGCAGCCACCCUGACAACCCGUACUUCUGCAAGACCAAGAAGGGGCCCCCGCUGGAUGGGACCGAGUGCGCACCUGGCAAGUGGUGCUUCAAAGGUAACUGCGUCUGGAAGUCUCCGGAGCAGACUUAUGGCCAGGAUGGAGGCUGGAGCUCCUGGACCAAUUUUGGAUCGUGUUCGCGGUCAUGUGGGGGCGGAGUGCGAUCCCGGAGCCGGAGCUGUGACUACCCCCCCCCAGCCUAUGGAGGCCGCCCGUGCCCGGGGCCCAUGUUCGAGUACCAGGUCUGCAACAGCGAGGAGUGCCCGGGGCCCUAUGAGGACUUCCGGGCCCAGCAGUGUGCCAAGCGCAACUCCUACUACAUCCACCAGAACGCCAAGCACAGCUGGGUCCCCUACGAGCCUGAGAAUGAGGCCCAGAAGUGUGAGCUGAUCUGCCAGUCGGCGGACACAGGUGACGUGGUGUUCAUGAACCAGGUGGUCCAUGACGGGACCCGCUGCAGCUACCAGGACCCGUACAGCAUCUGCGCCCGCGGCGAGUGUGUGCCCGUCGGCUGUGACAAGGAGGUCGGGUCCAUGAAGGCUGAUGACAAGUGUGGAGUCUGCGGGGGUGACAACUCCCACUGCAGGACUGUGAAGGGGACGCUGGGCAAGGCCUCCAAGCAGCCAGGAGCUCUCAAAUCAGUGCAGAUCCCGGCAGGCUCCAGGCACAUUCAGAUUGAGGAGCUGGAGAAGGGCGCCCACCGCGUUGUGGUGAAGAACCAGGUCACAGGCAGCUUCAUCCUCAACCCCAAGGGCAAGGAAGCCGCUAGCCUGAACUUCACCGCGAUGGGCCUGGAGUGGGAGUACACGGUGGGGGAUGCCAAGGAGAGCCUCAGGACCAGCGGGCCCCUGCCCGAAGCCAUUGCCGUGCUGCUGCUCCCCCCAGGAGACGGUGGCUCCCGCAGCAGCCUGGCCUACAAGUAUGUCAUCCAUGAGGACCUGCUGCCCCUUAUCGGGAGCAACAACGUGCUCCUGGAGGAGACGGACACCUACGAGUGGGCGCUCAAGAGCUGGGCCCCCUGCACCAAGGCCUGCGGAGGAGGUAUCCAGUUCACCAAGUAUGGCUGUCGGCGCAGACGCGACCACCACAUGGUACAGGGGCAUCUGUGCAACCCCAGGAAGAGGCCCAAGCCCAUUCGCCGGCCAUGCAACCAGCACCCUUGCUCCCCGCCUGUGUGGGUGACGGAGGAGUGGGGUGCCUGCAGCCGGAGCUGUGGAAAGCUGGGGGUGCAGACGCGGGGGGUGCAGUGCCUGCUGCCCCUCUCCAACGGUACCCGCAAGGCUGUGCUGGCCAAGGCCUGCCCCGGGGACCGUCCCGAGGCCCGGCGGCCCUGCCUCCGCGUGCCCUGCCCAGUCCAGUGGCGGACCGGGGCCUGGUCGCAGUGCUCCACCACCUGUGGGGAGGGCAUCCAGCAGCGGCAGGUGCUGUGCCGGACCAAUGCCAACAGUCUCGGGCAGUGCGAGGGGGACAAGCCGGACAGCGUCCGAGUCUGCAGCCUGCCUGCAUGCACAGGAGGGCCCCAGAACACCACGGCAGAGGCUGACGUCAGGGAACUUGUCACCCCAGAGGGGGAGUGGGUGCCACAGUCUGGGCCCCUGCAUCCCAUCAACAAGAUAUCAUCAAUGGAGCCCUGCCCAGGGGACAGGUCCAUCUUCUGCCAGAUGGAAGUGCUCGAUCGCUACUGCUCCAUCCCGGGCUACCACCGGCUGUGCUGUGAGUCCUGCACCAGGAAGGGCCCAGGCUCUGACUUGGCCUCACCACCACCCAGCUCCACCCCCGGGAGCCCCUUUGCAGCACCCAAGGCCCCACCAGAUGCCGUGGAGCCCACCGGGGGCACAGUGGGGCCAGCUGGCCAUCACCUCACCACACCAUUCCCAGAGCCUCUGGACAGAAGCUCCCCAGUGGUCCAGUACAGCUCUGCACCUCCGAAACCGAGCCCUAGGGCAUUCUGGGGCACUUCCCCUACCACCUUCUGGGGGCCGCCCCAGGGAGGGACUCAGGCAACCACGCCAGGCUCCAACGAUAAAGGGCAGCCCAGCGAAGUCCCGGAGCACCCGGGCACCAGACUUCCUACCACCUCCCCGGUGACCUGAGCCCUGCCUCUCCUGUUCCUCAGUCAAGUUUACAAGUCGUGUGCUGCCCCCGGGGCCCCUGGCUCAGAGAACACCCACUGUGGGGCAGGGGCAAGCACAGACUUCCUUUUAAGUUAUUUCCUUCUUCUUGUUCUUGUUUGGGGCUGUGACACUCUUCAUCCUUGAAGGGGUGGAAGGAAGAGAAAGAUCAGGGAAAGCCCUAACCGGAGAUACCUCAGCAAGCAGCCCCAGGCAGCAGAAUCAAGCUUCUCAGGGGUUCCUGUUGGUUUUGCCUGCCAGGGCCAAGGGUCAGCUCUCGCCCAUUCCUCAUAGCUGCUGGGCCCGAGGCAGGGCUGCAGCCCAAGCUGGGAGCUGGGAGGGCUGCCACCUGUGCUAGGACAGACCCUCUGCCCAGCAAGGCAAAGCAGGGCCAGGGAAGGGGGGGGGGCACUUACAGGGCAGCCUGAGAGGAAGGGGGCUGGGGUCACUGUGGCCAUGAGGUCUCUCCCCUAGCAGGCUGAGGAGGGGGGACGCAAGUUUGUCUCAGGCCCAGCUCUUGGUGGCCAAGGGCUCCACGCAGCUCUGCUGGCCAAGGUGAGGAGCUCUUUACUGGCUGGAGGCAGAGUUUGUAGCUCCAUCUGCCCCUGCAGAUGUUGCUUUCUGUUGCUUCUGGUGGCUCUGGGUUACAGGCUGGGCUCGGUGCAAGCUGGGCUGGGGGUCCCCACCCCCAGCCCCAGAGAAGGGGUCUCAGAACACUGUAGAACCAUAGCCUCAUCAUCCAGGAUUUCUAAACUGGUGCUUGACCACUGAGUAGUCCAGAAAUGACAUUUUUAGUUAUCACCCAGGGCUUGCAGGGAGGCAGGCCUGGAAAGGGACUUUGGGGGAUUCAGACAAGUCAUGACUUCUCAGGCUGUCAGGCCCCAGGCAUGUGCCCCUUCCCCACCAUGCCUUUAGUUGUUGCCCCCCACCAAAGAACACUCCUGUUGGAGCCAGAGGUGGUCUUCUCCCACUGGGCUAGAGCUUGGCCAGAGGUUUGUGGGGCUCUGGGGGGGUCGUGAGGCCCCAGGGCUGAGGACCAGGGAGUCCACUCUUGGCCAGACCUCAGGGAUGACAAGGACAACUGGGCCUCUGCUCCUACACUGGGGCGGGUGACAGCCCGGGACUCUCAGGAGCUGCUCGGCCCCCCGGGGGGGCCGUACUCACAGAAGUCACGGAGAGGAUCUACCAGACUCCUCAAAGUGGUUCGAGGUGCUUGCCGGGUCUUCCUUCCCGUUCCUCAGCCUGGACAAGGGGCUGUUCUGAGCGGCUUUGAGAAAUAGGAGCCCCUGGAGCCCCACAGAGGGGGCAUCCCCAGGUGCUUUCUCCACCACAGCCCUCCCCUCCCUGGGAUGCUGGGGCACACAUCGAGUCAUUCCCGUGAGAACCGAGCCCGGCCGGUGUUGAGGUGUGUAAACUCUUGUGCCUUUGAGAUCCAGAUCUUUUACCUUUUAAAUAUUUAUUAACAUUGUCCUUGGUGUUUUAUUUUGAA
Messenger RNA from Choloepus didactylus (southern two-toed sloth), 5471 nucleotides. RefSeq names its product ADAM metallopeptidase with thrombospondin type 1 motif 14 (gene ADAMTS14). Bases 308 to 3964 code for a protein of 1218 amino acids. Gene Ontology annotation, biological process: proteolysis; extracellular matrix organization. Lineage: Eukaryota; Metazoa; Chordata; Mammalia; Pilosa; Megalonychidae. Gene Ontology annotation, molecular function: metalloendopeptidase activity. The record is from RefSeq and is a predicted model, not a curated record. The transcript is spliced from 22 exons. Gene Ontology annotation, cellular component: extracellular matrix.